AUGGAAGAUAAAUCCCGCCGUGACAGACCUCGUGUACUGAAAGCUCACAAGUGUAGAUUUUGCCCAAGUUCUUUUUCAAGUAAACGAAAUUGCAGAAAGCACAUCAAAAAACACUUGGAUUUAAGACGUCUUCCAUGUAGUGUAUGCGGUGAAAAAUUUAAAACUAAAAGAAAAUUGCGUUUUCAUAUGAAGUUCCAUACAGGAAAAAAAAAGUUUCAGUGUAAAUUUUGUUUUCAAACUUUCAACAAUAUUGCAAAGUUUAAUAGACAUAAAGCAAUUCACAAGUCUUACUUUGACUGCGAUACAUGUCAAAGAAGAUUUUCGUCUAAACGCAAAUAUGAAUUGCACAGGAAAUCUCAUCAGAUAGAAGCACCUGACCGAAAUAAACAUGUAAAGAAAGAAGAAACACAAGCAGGAUCUUCUUCAGCUCAAAUUGUGUUCAGAUUCCAUAAUAACUCUAUUCCACAAACUCAAGCUUCGAAUAAAAUAAAGAAAACAUCAAAAACUUCGAAAAUUGGCAGUUCAGAGGAAAAAGUAAAACAAGUGGAAACUUCUUCAGCUGAGGUUCAGGAAGAAGUGACGACAGAAGCAGGAACAUCUUCAGCUCAUGUUUAG
This is a messenger RNA of Centruroides sculpturatus (bark scorpion), 615 nucleotides long. RefSeq names its product oocyte zinc finger protein XlCOF15-like. Gene Ontology annotation, molecular function: DNA-binding transcription factor activity, RNA polymerase II-specific; RNA polymerase II cis-regulatory region sequence-specific DNA binding. The record is from RefSeq and is a predicted model, not a curated record. The coding region runs from base 1 to 615 and encodes 204 amino acids. Gene Ontology annotation, cellular component: nucleus. The transcript has a single exon. NCBI's taxonomy places the organism in Eukaryota, Metazoa, Arthropoda, Arachnida, Scorpiones, Buthidae. Gene Ontology annotation, biological process: regulation of transcription by RNA polymerase II.